This is a messenger RNA of Phytophthora nicotianae INRA-310, 331 nucleotides long. RefSeq lists its product as hypothetical. The record is from RefSeq and is a predicted model, not a curated record. Lineage: Eukaryota; Oomycota; Peronosporomycetes; Peronosporales; Peronosporaceae. The transcript has a single exon. The coding region runs from base 220 to 318 and encodes 32 amino acids.
AGCGACAUACCAUAGCGUCCUCCAGCUCAUCAGUGCUGCAGCUCUGCGUGUGUCUCCAAGUGACGAGGAUGAGAUCUGCGUCUUCACUGAUGCGAGCUUGGAUGGGUACAGUAUCGUGGUGACGAUGGUACAGACUUGGGACAGCUCGCUCCCGGUCGACAAGCAAGCCCACCAACUGGUAGUGUGCAAGGGUGGAUCUUUCAAGGAUCACCAACGUGGAUGGUCGAUAGUGGAAAAGGAGGCUUACCCAAUUAUCCAAGCUUGCUCGGAACUCGACUAUAUCCUUCUCCGCCGCAAAAGAUUCAAGCUUUUUUGUGACCAUCCCAACCUA